AUGGCCGCUCAAAUUGAUCACAACCGCAACAUCAUCGUCAUCCCAAGAGAUAUCUAUCAAAAGUGCACAGAGGACCUCCCUUUGCCCCGCACAAGAGUCCUCAGAGCGCGCGAUGUGACCUCAAGGAAGCGCCCUUUCAACAAUGCCGCUUCGGAACGUAGCCCGGCGCGACCAUCCCCUCAAGGCUAUGGCCAGCAUUGUCCUAUCAGUCCCUUGACGCCCGCCUCCAUUUCGUGCCGGCCUACCCUCGUCGAUCUCACUGCAGCCUGCACACCCGCAACAUCACUAUCCUUCCCUUCUUCUCCCUCUCUCACCUCGUCCCUCUCACCCUACUCUUCAUCCUCCUCUUCCUCCACAACCUCUUCCUCCUUUGAGGCCUCUGCCUCGAUUGCAAGGUCAGUGGCUCAACAAGGAGCCGUAUUCAAGCACGGACAAGGGAACAAUGCUGUCACUAUCGGGGGCCACAUUACGACCAUCCAUCUGAAGAAUCUUCUGGUCCCACCCAAGAAAAGGAAACUGUCUGCUGCCCUUGCCUCACACCCCUCCCAGGAACACCCUGGCAAAACACUGUCGCCUGGAAUCAAGAAACCGAGGCUUGACCUGAAUACCCAGCAGCAUAGGGGAGCCCGAUCCGUGUCCCCCGCAAAAGCGCCAGCACGGGAGAUCAUUGUAAUCUCCUCCGACGAUGAAAUUGAGGCAACUCCUGGCACGACCCCCAAUCCAGCGACUCCCACUUCUGCUCCCACAGCAGAGCGCAACCACAAAUACCGCAUUGCUUCCGAAUUCCGACGCGUUGUGGACACUAUCUUCCCGGCCUUUGAGGUUCAGCACAAGGCCACGCUUGAGCGCGCGUAUGCCACGAGUCGAAUUCUCCGGGAGAACUACAUUGUCACGCGCUAUCUCGGCAGCGGAGCCAGUGGGUUUGUACUUGCUGCCAAGCGAGUGUUUGAUGGACGAGAAGUUGCGAUCAAGGUGAUUCCACAUACCGGUGACCAUGUAGAGCAAAAGGUGCAGCGCGAACUGGGGAUCCUUUUGCGACUCAAGGAACACGAGAACAUUCUGGCCUUCCUAGAUCAUUUCACAUCCUCGCUCUAUGGCGACAUUGAUCCUGAGGACCAGUCCAACAAGGACAUCUCGUACAUCGUUACUGAGAUGGCCGGCUUCUCGCUCUUUGAUUUCAUCGAGCUACACAAGCCCAUCCAGGACGAGGAUGCCUCGACGCGAUCCAAGAACAUCCAGGAACUGCCGCGGUCCACAUCCUCGUCUCCUUCCGUCUAUGGUUCGGCCAUCCAAGAGGACGAUGUGCGCUCCAUCUUUACACAGCUUGCUCUUGCACUUCACUCGAUGCAUUCACAGAACAUCGUCCAUGGAGAUGUCAAGGACGAGAAUGCGUUAAUCAGCAUCGAUCGCUCCACCAACACGUAUCGCGCCAAGCUUUGUGAUUUUGGUCACUCCAAGUAUCUCCAGCCAGGUAGUUCCCCCUGCUUCUCGUUUUACGGAACCACGAUCCUGGCUCCCCCUGAGAUGGACAACAACGUCGCUGCGCGUCAAAAAUCCAAAGAGCCCAACCGGCGCUCAGGCAACCAGUCGACAACCUGGGAUCUCUUCUAUGGAUAUGAGGCCGAUGUCUGGGCCCUCGGACUCACACUCUAUACCAUGAUCCACGGGGACUUGCCAAAAGAGCUGUACGAGACCGACUCAAAGAAACUGGCCUUUUACAAGCGAAGAAGGGCCUCGCGCCGAAUGUUUCCUUUUACGUUGCAAGAAAACAUCAAUCCAGAUCUCGAAGAACUGUUGAAGAGCAUGCUGGCAGUUGACCCAGCAAGGCGGCUUACGAUGAGCCAGGUGGUUAACCACAGAUGGAUACUGAACGAAUCCCAAUGA
This is a messenger RNA of Gamsiella multidivaricata, 1884 nucleotides long. RefSeq names its product kinase-like domain-containing protein. The record is from RefSeq and is a predicted model, not a curated record. Gene Ontology annotation, molecular function: ATP binding; protein serine/threonine kinase activity. NCBI's taxonomy places the organism in Eukaryota, Fungi, Mortierellomycota, Mortierellomycetes, Mortierellales, Mortierellaceae. Gene Ontology annotation, cellular component: nucleus; cytosol; cytoplasm. The coding region runs from base 1 to 1884 and encodes 627 amino acids. Gene Ontology annotation, biological process: negative regulation of glycogen biosynthetic process; protein phosphorylation; intracellular signal transduction. The transcript has 3 exons.